AUGACUGAUAAUAGAAGAAAAAGACACCAGAAUCAUAGUGGAUUGUUCCAUGAAGAUGUCCAUUUAAUACAGAGGAGUUGCAAAUCAUUAGUGGGAGGAUUUACACAUACUGCAUAUAGUUUAGUUGUCCUAUUUGAAGAAGAUAUAGGCUGCCUCUUUGAAGAUGAUCUCUGCAAAACUUAUGAAAUCUGUGUAAAUGAUGGAGUAUUUGGGAAAUGUCAGCGAGUUCCAGUGAUAGAUGUAAACAAGUAUGAAAUUUCACCAUCAACACUUCAUCGUUUGAGAAUUGUCUUGGAGAAGUUGCUGCACAGAGGGUUUACAUGGCAUGAUGAUUAUACACAGCAUAUUAUAGCCCGUGAGCUUUCUGGUCUCCCUAAGACCCAUGACUGGCAUCUGGAAACAUCCUCAUCUGAAGACCCUGAAGACUCAACUGGGAUUUCAAAACAGGAACCUGACGGGAAUUUGGAAAAAGAUGUGUCCCCUCAACAAUACCUUUCCUACCUGGAUAUUCUUUCUCAGUCUGGAGCUCCAAAUUUAUAUUCAACAAUAAAUGCCAACAAAUCCCCUUUUAAGGUUGGCAGCAUUCCACCAAGGUCCAUGAUCAACUAUAUAAUGCAGAAUUCUAGAGGGAAAACACCUGCUAUGACCUAUUCAGUACCUGUCCAUUCAAAGUAUAUUGAAAACAUUCCUGCAAGGAUCCUCAACAAAUCACAGAUGGACACAUUUCAACUAAAACCUGAAGAACAAUUAGGCAGGAAAGAUCUGUUGAUGAAACUUAAUGCAUAUAUCACUCAGAAAUUAUCAGGCAAAAACCUUGAUGGGCAUUCAUCUGUUAGCAGGACUAAAGAAACUUCUCCUUAUGACAACAGCGUUAAACCUCUUCACAUUGACCAAUUUGAUGGAAUAAUAUCCAAAGAAAAGCUAGGAGGUUUUGAGAUGAAACCACAGUUUUUACAGAGGCCAGUAUCAGGAUCGGUGUCUGGAUCUGCACGGAAUGAUUUGAAGCUUUCUCUAAAUCCAAUAGAUGAAAUAUUUAUUCAAGAUAUUCUGAGAGACCUGAAGAAACAUCAUGUGGAUGUAGAUAAGUUGAGCCCACUGGAGCUGGACAAGAUGGCUGAUAUCAUUGCUGAAGCUGUUCAAAUCUUUGAUACCAAUGGAGAAAAGAACAAUGCUGCUGGGAAGGUUGAAGGAGAGAGAAUUGCAACAGGAGUGGGUGCAGAAGGAGAAAACAAUUAUGAAAUGGGAGAGAAUGAAGGUUUUCACGUGCAAGGAGAACCAUCUAGAUUCAAAGGUACCAGAUUUCCUGAAUAAAAAUAUGGUUCCUGAAAAUCUGUCAAAGUCAUAUUUGUCCGAAGAAUCCUUUAAAACAGAAAUGAAAAAAUCAGAUGAUUUAGACCUUUCAUCUUCAUCUGAAGAAGUCAAGGUUGGGAUUGAAAAUGUGAAGAGCGAAACCUUCUCAAGAGAACUGAACGCUCACAAAAAAGCAGAGUUUGAACCCAGCUCCAAGGAGCUAAGUGAGCUUCAUCACUGGAUUAAGAAUAUGUGGCUUCAAGAUGAAAGUGUUUAUGAAGCAACUCAAGAAAAGAUCGGAGAAGGCCUCAAGUUAGAUGCAAAGUCUUCCAGAGAGGAAGAAUAUGGCUACAUCAUGACAGAGAAAGACCCUCUGAGUGAAGAAAAAGGUUUGGACUUAAUAAAGGAAGUUGCUGGUCUUCUGAAGCUCCAGAUGACAGCAUUUGCUGAUAUCAACAUAUUGGGGCCAGCUGUGACCUUCAAAGUGCACCCAAAUGCUCUUGGUAUUACUACUGCUGAUGUUGUCAGAAAAGCAGCUGACAACAAAAAUAUGCUUGAAAAAGAUACAGGAUUGAAAAUAUUGAAGAUUGGCAUGGAGAAGAAAAACAAGCUGGAACUUUUGCCUCUCCAUGCUCAGGAAGAGAAAGAUACCACCAAAUUUAUCAUACUGACACUCCUCUCCAUUGCUUGCAUUUUGGGAGUCCUUAUGACUUCGGGAGUGAUCUACUGCCUGCGCCAUGGCUCUCAUCACAAACUAAAGGAGAAGUUGACAAGCCUAGGCUCUGAUCCCAGCUCGGAUGCUACUACCACUUAUCAGGAAUUAUGCCGUCAGCGUAUGGCGGUGAAAACAUCAGAUUGUUCAGAACCUCUACAUGCUUCUCGUAUUAAUAGCAUAUCUUCACAGUUUAGUGAUGGACUUAUUCCAAGUCCUUCUACUCGAAGCAGCACUUCAUCCUGGUGCGAAGAACCAGUCCAGUCUAAUAUGGAUAUCUCGACUGGUCACAUAAUAUUGGUGUAUGCAGUAUUCAAAACAGGCAAGGACACUUCAGAUGUGGCCUACAUGGAGGACCAUUUGAAAAACAAGAAUCGUCUAGAAAAAGAAUGGGAAGCACUUUGUGCAUAUCAAGCUGAGCCUAAUGCAACUACCAAUGCCCAUAAGGAAGAAAAUAUCCAGAAAAACCGCUCUCAAGUUAUAGUAGCAUAUGAUCAUUGCAGGAUAUGUUUGAAAGCUGAAAAUAGUCAUGACAAUUCAGACUACAUCAACGCAAGUCCAAUUAUGGACCAUGAUCCUAGAAACCCUGCAUAUAUAGCUGCUCAGGGUGCAUUGCCUUCUACUGUCACAGACUUCUGGCAGAUGGUCUGGGAGAAUGGUUGUGUGGUUAUUGUAAUGCUGACCCCUCUCACUGAAAAUGGACUCAAACAGUGCUACCACUAUUGGCCAGAUGAAGGGUCAAAUCUCUACCAUAUCUAUGAGGUAAAUCUGGUCUCUGAACACAUCUGGUGUGAAGAUUUCCUUGUAAGAAGUUUUUACUUGAAAAAUCUUCAAAGCAAUGAGACUAGGACAGUAACCCAGUUCCAUUACCUUACCUGGCAUGAUCAACAAGUUCCUGCAUCUACAAGAUCUCUUCUGGAUUUUCGCAGAAAAAUAAACAAGUGCUACAGGGGCCGUUCUUGUCCAAUAGUUGUACAUUGCAGUGAUGGUGCAGGAAGAACUGGAACCUACAUCCUAAUUGAUAUGGUUCUCAAUAAAAUGGCCAAAGGUGCUAAAGAAAUCGAUAUUGCUGCUACUCUGGAGCAUUUGAGAGAUCAAAGACCUGGAAUGGUUCAGACAAAGGAACAGUUUGAGUUUGCCCUGACAGCAGUUGCAGAAGAAGUGAACGCAAUACUCAAGGCACUUCCACAGUGAGCAGCCUGUGGUCUGUUGAUUGGAGGUUUCUAAUGUGGCUGGAUGGUCUCUCUCUUUCUCUUUCAUUAUUCCUGGUCCCUGUGGAUGUUGUUGGAAAUGUGACCUGAUUCUAAUUGUGUGUCUGCUGUUGUAACUACAUUUUGAUUGGUCCUUUACAAAUGUCUAUUACCAGGUUAAAUUCAACCAGGAAUUUGUAUAUUAUUUUGGUUAAAAUAAUCAGAAAUAAUAAUACACCAAGACCUUACGUGAUAAGAACAAUCCCUCUACUUCUUUUACAUCAGUGAAGUCCUAAAUUUCAUGCUUUGAAAGCACAUGCACAUCUUGUUAAUAGAAAAUAUACACUGUUUUAGAUAAGCAGUACAAUAAAUGUAUGUCCAGCAACACAUCAUUCUCUUACAUUUUUGCCAUUUUUCCAAAACUAUAAACUCGGGUGGGAAAAAUUAAUAUUUUUAAAAGCACUGAUUGCUUUAAGAAAGACCAAGCAAGCCCAUAGUAUAAUCCCUCAUGUUUUCAUAAACAUUAGUUCAAUUUAUAUUUUAAAAAACUAUGCGUUUCAUGCUGUGUCUUAAGCAAACAGAUUUUUUUCCAAUUUUCUGUAAUGAAUAAAAGCAAAUCUUAAGCUCAGUUCAGGGACCUGGAUGGUUAUAACAGCUAUGGAGGAAAUGUCAGUCCAGUUAGUAGGAGCCCAAGGUUCAAAAAGCACAACAAACUUUUAUUAUGUGUUGCUACCCUAAUGGGAAGAAAGUAGGCAGAAUAAUUUAACCUCAACAGAUUUUUAAAAGCCCUCUACUGACUUCGUGUUGGUUUUCUUUCUAUUUUUAUAACUUAACAUUAUUUUAUCUUUUUAAACAACCAAACUGUACACUAUUUUAAAGAUCUUAAGGAGAUUCUUCUAACUGCUUCUUAUCUGUUGAAUUGCUAGCAUUGUUAUUUUAAACUAUAGCAAGUUCUUUGUUUGAUAUAUCCUUGAAUUUGCAGAAUAAUUAUAAACCUGAAAUUAUCUGUUUUCCCUUCUGAUUUUCCCUUCUUUAUCACUUAUAUUUCUUGAAAAUAAUUUUUUUCAGGACUACUGCCACUGUAAAAUAAUCUGAUAAUGCCCUGUGAAUCAUACUUAAAAAGGAAAUGUUUAGGUUUCCUCUCUCAAUUGCUCCUUUGCACAUGCAGUAAUUUUUUUAAACAUUUCCAUGUGCCUAGCGUUUGUUAAUUCAAGAGAAUGGAACAAGUUUUUGGGACAUGUCUACAUUUAUUUGAAAUGUAAAGUAAAAAAAAAAUACAUUUCAAUUACUGUAUAGUAUGCUACCUAUUUAUUUCUUCUAACGCUACUGGCUUAUAUUGUGAAUUUCAUUCCAUAGUACGAGUAUACAUUUCCAGGAAGAUCACAGCAAUGAUGUUGUGAAUUAAAUUGCACAUUGCAGUUCUUGGGCACAAUUCAUCAAACAUUUUCAUUGGGGCUUACAUAAGUAUUCACCAGCCGCUAUUAUGGUAUCUUCUCUCUUUAACCUUGCAAGCUCCAUUGAAACCUACAGAAAACCUGUAGCAGCAACGAUUGGAGUAUUCAACCCAACUAUCUCAACUGUUUAAUGUAAGCUUAAAUGCAACCUUCUAGUAAUUAAAGAAUUGUUUCAAAAAGAUUUAGAUGUAUUAACCACUAUGUAUUUUUCUUCACAUUGUUUGUGACAUAUAUAAAAUGCUUGGUUUGCAUAUUUCAUUAUUAGUCUUGCAAAGCAGUCAAAGUGGAUUCUUUUAUCCUCUUCAUAUAUUUAUUUCUUGCAUACAAUCACAUGGUAGUAUGAUAAUACCAACAUUUUACAAGUAGUCUAGUAAUAAGUAAAAGAAUAGCAGAAAAAAUGUCUUUUCAUUUGACAAUUUAUUCUUAACAAGUAAAGAAUAGGAAUUAAGGGAGAUAAAUCAAUUAUGGUGAUAUCUGUCAAAAUGUGUAUUAGGCUUACUGGAAUUAAACAAUAUACUAUGCAUUCUUUACAGAUUAACAUCUACAUCAAAAUGAAGAUAAACAUUCUAAAGAGACAAGUAUCACAUACUUCAUUAUUAGAUACAGUAUUCUUGGAAAUAUUGUGUUACUAACCUAGAAGAAAAUAAUUUAGGCCAUAUUCAAAUGACUUACAUUUAUAAGAUCCAGGACAAUGUUGAAUUGCUUAGAAUCUCAAUAAUAUUGUUUCAGUCUGAUUUGAAAGGAGCUUAUCCAGGCUGGUUUCCAAUGGUAAGCAAAUAAUCUUUGUGGGUUUUUUUCUGUUACUCAUUGUUCUUACCACCUACAAGAGGCCUGUCAAACUGGUGGUCUGCGUGCCAGAUGCGUCACAUGUAGGCCUUGCCCACCCGAGCUCCACAAAAGCAAAAAAGGUAAUGAUACAUCACGAUACAUCACAAGAUGUGAUCGAGUUUGACAUCCAUGAUCUAGAAGGUUCUACUAUUUGAAUUUGCCCGUACAAUUUAAAUCAGUCCCUCUCAUGAAGUGACUAGUACCCUAGCAACAAAGUCUACUUUCAAGCAUUUAGCGACAGGUGACUAUCAGUACUGGCAAACUAUGAUUUGUUGUUUCCCACAAGCUAAAAUAUGAAACCAGGUCAUAGAUUUUAUCAUGUAAUUCAGACAUUGUUGAAAAUUACAUUUGUUGCAACUUUCUGGCAUAUUUUUCACUUUCCUUAAUGGCUUUCACACACAAAAAGAACGAGAUAAUUGCAUGCUAGGGAAGACUAUGCAUUUGCAUAUCAUCUUUUGGGAUAUGAUUGUCCAAACAGUAGGUAAUACAUCAAUUCUUUUGUUAAUAUUUUGUUGUUAAUGUGUUAAUAUUUUGAAAUUAAGAUGAAGCUGAAUAUGUUCAUAAGAGUCCUGAUAUGAUUAAUAUAUACAACUGUCUCCUCAAACAUAGCAGAUCCCAUCAAUUUCUCUUCUUUAGGAAAAGUGGGGUAAACCCAAACUAGCCCAUUAUCAUCCCUCAAGUUGGUAUAUCACAAGUGUCUAAUAAUACUGUACUAUAUGUCCAACAUUACGACACAUGUAAUUCCUGAAUAAAUAAUUAUAUUUUAACUAUUUCUCAGAUUCCUUUUAAGGCAAAAGCUAAUCAAAGUUACUUUAUAAAAUGCAAUAACAUGCAAAAAUAAAACACAAAAAGACUAGCCAUUAUAA
Thamnophis sirtalis is the source of this 6340-nucleotide messenger RNA. The record is from RefSeq and is a predicted model, not a curated record. Lineage: Eukaryota; Metazoa; Chordata; Lepidosauria; Squamata; Natricidae.